AUGAACGCGAAGAACGGGGAGGUCUAUUCUACACUAGCAGACAUUCAGAUUAAUCUAAAUGAUAGGUGUAUACUAGCAAUGGAGCAGUCUCUCUAUACGCUGUCUGUCUUCUACGCUACGAAUGGAAAUUUGGGGAUUCGUCUAUCAAAUAAAAGAAAAUUAAGGAUCGAUAAAGCUGAAAAGUUAAUAACUAUUAUGGUGACAAUUAAUCGAAGCGAACUGCCUCUAAUUAUAAUAAUAAGCGUAUUUUUGGGGGAACUGAAAGAUGGAAAUGGUUAUCAUAAAUUAUCCAACCUUAAUAUCUUUGGAAGAAUGGAGUUAAGUGUGCCCGACAUAUCGAUAUUUUAUUUCCGGUUUCUGACCAAACGCAUCAUCAAAAAGGAGAGCACAAAAAUAAAAUUGAAUAGAAGACUUCAAAAACUGAAAAUUGGUGGCGGGAUUGGACAACCCCUGCUAUGUUCUUUUGCUCCGCCCACCCGCAGCGCAAUGCGCAAUCCAAUUACGAUGAAGAAUAGUCCUCACAUAGAGGGACGUGGGUCCAUUACCAAUCUGAACACGAAGAACAAAAAUGUGGAUGAGUCUAAAGUUUUUUCACGAGUAGCUGCCCAGCUACAGGGCCUCCAAGUUGGGCAGUAUUGUGGGUUCGGUACACGAUAUAUAUCUAGUCAAGUAUAUAUACCUGUUAAAAUUCAACAUUGUAGCACUUUAAACUAUAUUCCCACAAAAACGCCGCAGGAACCGCAGGAUAUCCUGAACAGCUUUUGGAGAUAUUUUUUGGGCCACCCUGUAGGUAUAACAGGAUUGCCGAACUGGCCAGCAGGGGAUGUCGUUGCAGCGGAGCCAUGUGAGGGCUACUAA
This is a messenger RNA of Acanthoscelides obtectus, 858 nucleotides long. NCBI's taxonomy places the organism in Eukaryota, Metazoa, Arthropoda, Insecta, Coleoptera, Chrysomelidae. The record is from the annotation of a GenBank genome assembly.